Ictidomys tridecemlineatus (thirteen-lined ground squirrel) is the source of this 2459-nucleotide messenger RNA. RefSeq names its product maternal embryonic leucine zipper kinase (gene Melk). The record is from RefSeq and is a predicted model, not a curated record. Gene Ontology annotation, biological process: intracellular signal transduction; protein phosphorylation. Gene Ontology annotation, cellular component: cytoplasm. Gene Ontology annotation, molecular function: protein serine/threonine kinase activity; ATP binding. NCBI's taxonomy places the organism in Eukaryota, Metazoa, Chordata, Mammalia, Rodentia, Sciuridae.
GCCCGGGAGGUUUGAUUCCUUUGGCGGGCGGAAGCCACCAGAGCCUGGCGAACGAAACGAUUCCUAAGGACUUCUGGCUCUCGCCGCUUGGCCUCGGACGGCUGGUGGGCUCUUCAGUCCUUCCGUCCGGCCCGACCCCGCCCGGCCCUCCGCUUCUCAGGUUCUUUUUAUCAUUUUGAAAACACUUCCAGGUAGACUAUGAAAGAUUAUGAUGAACUUCUCAAAUACUAUGAAAUAUAUGAAACUAUUGGAACAGGUGGCUUUGCAAAAGUCAAGCUUGCCUGCCAUAUCCUCACUGGAGAGAUGGUAGCUAUAAAAAUCAUGGAUAAAAAUGCACUAGGGAGUGAUUUGCCCCGGGUCAAAACAGAGAUUGAUGCCUUGAAGAAUUUGAGACAUCAGCAUAUAUGUCAACUCUAUCAUGUGUUGGAAACAGCCAACAAAAUAUUCAUAGUUCUUGAGUACUGCCCAGGAGGAGAGCUGUUUGACUACAUAAUUUCCCAGGAUCGCCUGUCAGAGGAGGAGACCAGAGUGGUUUUCCGUCAGAUAGUGUCUGCAGUUGCUUAUGUGCACAGCCAGGGUUAUGCUCACAGGGACCUCAAACCAGAAAAUUUAUUGUUUGAUGAAAAUCAUAAAUUAAAGCUGAUUGACUUUGGUCUCUGUGCAAAACCCAAGGGUAACAAGGAUUACCAUCUACAGACAUGUUGUGGGAGCCUUGCUUAUGCAGCACCUGAGUUAAUACAAGGCAAAUCAUAUCUUGGAUCUGAGGCAGAUGUUUGGAGCAUGGGCAUACUUUUGUAUGUACUUAUGUGUGGAUUUCUACCAUUUGAUGAUGAUAAUGUCAUGGCUUUGUACAAGAAGAUUAUGAGAGGGAAAUAUGAUGUUCCUAAGUGGCUCUCUCCCAGUAGCAUUCUGCUUCUUCAACAAAUGCUGCAGGUGGACCCAAAGAAACGGAUUUCUAUGAAAAAUCUGUUAAACCAUCCCUGGAUCAUGCAAGAUUACAACUGUCCUAUUGAGUGGCAAAGCAAGAAUCCUUUUAUUCACCUUGAUGAUGAUUGCGUAACUGAACUUUCUGUACAUCACAGAAACAACAGGCAAACAAUGGAGGAUUUAAUUUCAUUGUGGCAAUAUGAUCACCUCACAGCCACUUAUCUUCUUCUUCUGGCCAAGAAGGCUCGGGGAAAGCCGGUUCGUUUACGGCUUCCUUUUUCCUGUGGACCUGCUAAUGCCACCCCAAAGUCAAAGAAUCUGAGCUUGGAAGAUGUGACAAGUGAUGAAAAUUAUGUGGCUGGACUAAUAGACUAUGAAUGGUGUGAAGACAAUUUAUCAACUCCCCAAACACCACAGUUUACCAAGCACUGGACAGAAUCAAAUGGUCUGGAGUCUAAAUCAUUAACUCCAGUAUUAUGCAAGUCAUCUGCAAAUAAAUUAAAGAACAAAGAGAAUGUAUAUACUCCACAAUCUGCUGUAAAGAAUGAAGAAUAUUUUGUAUUUCCUGAACCAAAGACUCCAGUUAAUAAGAACCAGCAUAAAAGAGAAGUACUAACAACACCAAAUCAUUACACUACACCCUCAAAAGCUAGAAACCAGUAUCUAAAAGAAACCCCAGUUAAAACAUCAGGAAAUUCAGCAGGAAGAGACAAGUUAAUGACAAGUGUCAUUAGCCCUGAGAGGCGGUGCCGCUCAGUGGAACUAGAUCUUAACCAGGCACAUAUGGAGGAUACUCCAAAAAGAAAAGGAACCAAAGUGUUUGGGAGCCUUGAAAGGGGGUUGGAUAAGGUCAUCACUGUACUUACCAGGAGCAAAAGGAAGGGCACUGCCAAAGAUGGGCCAAGAAGGCUAAAGCUUCACUAUAAUGUGACUACAACCAGAUUAGUGAAUCCUGAUCAACUCUUGAAUGAAAUAAUGUCUAUUCUUCCAAAGAAGCAUGUUGACUAUGUACAAAAGGGCUAUACACUGAAGUGUCAAACACAGUCAGAUUUUGGCAAAGUGACAAUGCAGUUUGAACUAGAAGUGUGCCAGCUACAAAAACCUGAUGUGGUGGGCAUCCGGAGGCAGCGGCUUAAGGGUGAUGCCUGGGUUUACAAGAGAUUAGUGGAAGAUAUUCUGUCUAGCUGCAAGGUGUAAUUGAAUGGUUUCUAUCCUGCUUUGACAAAUGUGGAUGUGAUACAUAGAAACUGAUGUGAUUGGUUGAAAUUUAAAGUCCAUUGGAAUUACCAACUCAUUUCUAAAGAGCUAUCUUAAAGACCAAUAUAAUGCCUUUUUGUUUUUAAGAAAAAGGUAUAAUUUUGUGGAUGAAUCCAAGGCAAGUCUGUCAUUAUCUGUUACUGUCUUUUUUAAUCAUGCGAUGUGUAUAUUAAUAACUAUUGACUUUUCUUGAUUCACUUUCAUAUGUGAAUGUAAGCUUUUACCUGUCCCUUUUAAUGUGUAAUUUCUUUCUGAAAUAAAACUGUUCGUUAAUA